Lolium rigidum is the source of this 1608-nucleotide messenger RNA. Its product is annotated as serine/threonine-protein kinase PBL36-like. The transcript is spliced from 7 exons. Gene Ontology annotation, molecular function: ATP binding; protein kinase activity. Gene Ontology annotation, biological process: protein phosphorylation. The coding region runs from base 1 to 1233 and encodes 410 amino acids. The record is from RefSeq and is a predicted model, not a curated record. NCBI's taxonomy places the organism in Eukaryota, Viridiplantae, Streptophyta, Magnoliopsida, Poales, Poaceae.
AUGCCUCCUUCUUCCCGGCACCGGCAGGAGAGCGGGUGCGGCUGCUGGGCCGUGCUCACGCGGGGCCUGCGCGGCUCCUGCUUCCGCCCGGCGGCGGCGGCGGCGGCCGCCCCUGCCGGAGCCGCCGUCAAAGCCGGCCUCGUCCACGAUGCAGCGGAGAUGAGAUACCUAAAUAGUAGCAAUCGAGAUCUUGGUGAUCAGUUUCAGAGAAACUUCGGUGACGAAAAUGGUGUUAACGCGUCAACUGAAAAGAAAACACCACACAAGCUACUUGAAUUUACUUUCCAAGAGUUGAAAUCUGCCACUGUUAACUUUAGGCCAGACAGUAUCCUUGGCGAAGGUGGGUUUGGGUAUGUCUUCAAGGGGUGGAUUGAGCCAGACAGCACAGCUCCUGCAAAACCUGGCACUGGUCUAACUGUAGCUGUCAAAAGUUUGAAGGAAAAUGCUCUUCAAGGACAUAGAGAAUGGGUGGCGGAAGUUGACUUUCUGGGACAGCUGCAUCACAAACAUCUUGUUAAGCUGAUUGGAUAUUGUAUCGAGGAUGAGCAGAGGCUGCUUGUAUAUGAAUUCAUGGCACGCGGAAGUCUAGAAAAUCAUCUUUUCAGAAGGACUCUCCCCCUACCUUGGCCCUAUAGGAUGAAGGUUGUUCUUGGUGCUGCUAAAGGUUUAGCCUUUCUGCAUGUUGGUCCAAAACCAGUUAUUUACAGGGAUUUUAAGACAUCGAAUAUUCUUAUUGAUGUGGAUUACAAUGCGAAACUGUCAGAUUUUGGGUUAGCAAAAGCUGGUCCCCAAGGCGAUAAAAGCCAUGUAUCUACUCGAGUUCUUGGCACCUAUGGCUACGCUGCACCUGAGUAUGUAAUGACAGGCCACUUAACAACUAAGAGCGACGUCUACAGCUUCGGAGUUGUUUUGCUCGAGGUAUUGACCGGCAGAAGAUCAAUCGACAAGAAACGGCCUCUUGGGGAGCAGAACCUAGUGGCAUGGGCAAGGCCGUAUCUAAGCGACAGGCGAAGGCUCUAUCAGCUCGUAGAUCCUCGCUUGGGGCUGAACUAUUCCAUUAGAGGGGUGCAGAAGGUAGCUCAGAUCUGCCACCACUGCCUUAACCGUGACAGCAAGUCACGCCCAAUGAUGGAUGAAGUUAUCAAACACCUAACGCCUCUGCAGGACCUAAAUGACAUGGCUGCAACGUCGUAUAGGCCUCGAUCGUCUCCUCGCGGAAAGGCUCGUCGGUGAUGUCCAGAUCGUGAUGCCUUUCUUCCCAUUGCUGGAUGCUGGUUUUGUUAAACUGUACAUAAGAAAUUGGGCUCCAUGUUCAUCGGCAACAAUUGGAGCCGGGACACCCACCAGAUGUCUCGCUUAAGUCAAUCACACUAUCUGGCUGAUUGCGAAGGCGAAACAACAGAAAAAUCUGACCGCGAUAUUGUAAUUUGUAGUAAUAAUAUCAAAACGAGUUAUUUUCUGAUUGAGAUAGAUGAGACCGAUCGCCACGAGAAUCCUUGGUCAAUUGCUUUCUUUGUGGUUGAUGCCUAGGUUGGGGCAGGUAGUGGUGCUUACUGUAGAUACACAUAAUCUCGGCCUGAUUUUCCAACAUGUUAAUAUCUUUCCUCU